AUGUCGUUCUUGAAAGGAAUAUCGCUUUUGAGAAUUUUCGAAUUCUCGGGACCUCCACUUAUUCAAAGCUCGGGGCCUCCACUUAUUCAAAGCUCGGGGCCUCGACUUAUUCAAAGCUCGGGACCUCCACUUAUUCAAAGCUCGGGACCUCCACUUAUUCAAAUCUCUGGACCUCCACUUAUUGAAAUCUCUGGACCUCCACUUAUUCAAAUCUCUGGACCUCCACUUAUUCAAAGCUCGGGACCUCCACUUAUUCAAAUCUCGGGACCUCCACUUAUUCAAAGCUCGGGACCUCCACUUAUUCAAAUCUCUGGACCUCCACUUAUUCAAAUCUCGGGACCUCCACUUAUUCAAAUCUCUGGACCUCCACUUAUUCAAAUCUCUGGACCUUCACUUAUUCAAAUCUUGGGACCUCCACUUAUUCAAAUCUUGGGACCUCCACUUAUUAAAAUCUCGGGACCUCCACUUAUUAAAAUAUCUGGACCUCCACUUAUUAAAAUCUCGGGACCUCCACUUAUUCAAAUCUCGGGACCUCCACUUAUUCAAAUCUUGGGACCUCCACUCAUUCAAAUCUCUGGACCUCCACUCAUUCAAAUCUCAGGACCUCCACCUAUUCAAAUCUCUGGACCUCCACUUAUUAAAAUCUCUGGACCUCCACUUAUUAAAAUCUCUGGACCUCCACCUAUUCAAAUCUCUGGACCUCCACUCAUUAAAAUCUCUGGACCUUCACUUACUCAAAUUUCGGGACCUCCACUUAUUCAAAUCUUUGGACCUCCACUUAUUCAAAUUUCGGGACCUCCACUUAUUCAAAUCUCUGGACCUCCACUAAUUAAAAUCUCGGGACCUCCACUUAUUCAAAUCCAGCACUAA
Molecule: messenger RNA, 870 nt
Organism: Biomphalaria glabrata
Lineage: Eukaryota; Metazoa; Mollusca; Gastropoda; Planorbidae
Exons: 2
Coding region: 1-870 (289 amino acids)
Source: RefSeq, a predicted model, not a curated record